UCCCUGCACGGCUUGAUUUUAUUUUUAUUAAUUUGCAACCUCAUUGCUUUAAAAUACAUAAAAAUGAGGAGAUGGAAGAUUGUGUUUUGCUGGUUUCUGUGCUUCACUUUAACGCCAACCUGUUGGUGUGCUCGUGCAAAAUAUGCUAAGAAGCUCCUGACUGACCUGAUGUCAAACUACACGAAGGCACUCAUACCUGUGGAUGACACAAACACCAUCCUCAACGUGACCCUGCAGGUCACACUCUCACAGAUCAUCGACAUGGUAACACACAAGUCAUUCACAUUCAAAUUACAUCUUUCAUUUAAUUACAUUUUUAUUUUGUUUUAUUUUUUGCAGGAUGAACGAAACCAAAUCUUGACUGCAUAUUUAUGGAUUCGGCAAGUUUGGUUUGACGCUCAACUCAAGUGGAACACAGAGGAUUACGAUGGGCUCGAUACCAUCCGUAUACCUGGCAGUUACCUGUGGAGACCUGAUAUUGUACUGUAUAACAGUGCAGAUGAUCGCUUCACCGGCCCAAUGGACACCAACGUGGUAAUCCGACAUGACGGUCAGAUGAUGUGGGAUUCUCCAUAUAUCACCAAGAGUUCGUGCAAAGUGGACGUAUCGUUCUUUCCAUUUGACGCCCAGCAGUGCAGAUUUACCUACGGCUCCUGGACCUACAACGGUAACCAGCUGGACAUCCAGAACGCCAUGGAGAGUGCUGACCUGGCUGACUUGGUGGAGAACGUGGAGUGGGAGGUGCUUGGCAUGCCGGCGAAGAAGAACAUAGUUCAGUAUGGGUGCUGUGCUGACCCAUACCCAGAUGUGACCUACACUUUAAAACUAAAGCGAAGGGCUUCCUUUUACGUUUUCAACCUUCUGAUUCCGUGUGUAAUGAUUUCCUUUCUGGCUCCACUGGGCUUCUACCUACCAGCUGACUCUGGGGAGAAGGUAUCUCUGGGUGUCACCGUAAUGCUGGCACUCACCGUCUUUCAGCUGCUGGUUGCAGAGAUUAUGCCACCUUCAGAGAAUGUGCCACUAAUUGGGAAAUACUACAUUGCCACAAUGACCAUGAUCACAGCCUCCACAGCUCUGACCAUCUUCAUCAUGAACAUUCACCACUGUGGACCCGAUGCCAAGCCUGUUCCCAAAUGGGCCAAAAAGGUUAUUUUGCAGUACAUGGCCAGGGUGUGCUUUGUGUAUGAAGUCGGUGAGAACUGCAUGAUGUCACAGCCAGAGAAGCACGAGGCUCCAUGUGCGAAGAGCAGCUCCAUGAAUGGACAGGUGGGGUCAGGCAUGGACGAGUGUGUUUCCAAAGCAGACAGAAGCCAGGAGACGGAAGCUUCCAUCACCACUGAACAAAAAGAAGAUCUGGAUCAGUUAACCGGGCUAUCAAGCUCAGUGAGGAAGAACCCAACCAACAACUGCACUUGGCAGAGUGGCCUCUUCACCAGUCUGGACUGUGGAGAUUCGGGUUCUCACAGGAGAUGCAGAAAAGGGGGAGUGAGUGAUGAAGGGAAAAAAGAUGGAGAUUUGUUCUGCAGGGGACACAGCGACGAGCAUCUGCUGCUGCUGCGUGAUAUUGAGUACAUUGCCAACUACUACAGAGACCAGAGGGCCACGCAGAAAAGGACGGGGGAAUGGAAAAAAGUGGCCAAAGUGUUGGAUCGUUUCUUCAUGUGGAUGUUUUUUAUUUUAGUAUUUUUUAUGAGCCUUCUCAUCAUGGGAAAAGCCAUCUAAACUGUGUUAUAAGAAGUGAUUAUUAGAAUUUUCUAUUGAUAAAUAACAAUUUUGUUUAUCUCUAAAGACCCACUCUGAUUAUCUUUUGAUCUGAUGUAAAAGUGUUCUCAGUGGUUUUUAAUUACAAUUAUGUCGUUUUAGCCA
This is a messenger RNA of Oryzias melastigma (Indian medaka), 1866 nucleotides long. It is a transcript of the gene chrna10a, whose product is annotated as cholinergic receptor, nicotinic, alpha 10a. The record is from RefSeq and is a predicted model, not a curated record. Bases 64 to 1722 code for a protein of 552 amino acids. NCBI's taxonomy places the organism in Eukaryota, Metazoa, Chordata, Actinopteri, Beloniformes, Adrianichthyidae. Gene Ontology annotation, cellular component: postsynaptic membrane; neuron projection; synapse. Gene Ontology annotation, molecular function: transmembrane signaling receptor activity; acetylcholine-gated monoatomic cation-selective channel activity. The transcript has 4 exons. Gene Ontology annotation, biological process: chemical synaptic transmission; signal transduction; monoatomic ion transmembrane transport.